AUGACCAAACCAGACGAUCGUCCCCAACCUUUACGCUCCACUUCGCCUUCACGACAUAAUUAUAUCGGAUCCAGCUCAAGCAUAGCUCCAUCUUACUACAACAUACCAUUCAGAGGAUCGUUCGCCAACCUAUUCUCACUUGUAGGGCUCUCUAGUACAUUGAAAAGAUCGAAAGACGAGGAGGAUGACGAUGAAGAGGAAGAUCUGACGGACGGCGAAGUUGAUGAGGAUGAUGGAGAGCAGAGCACAGGUGGUGAGGUAGAUGAAGAAUCUCUCAUGUGGGAUGCUCAGACCGCAUUGAUAUCUCACCGUCCAGAAUUAGCUAUCAAACUAUACACUCAAGCUGCUCUACCACCCUUCUGCUCAGCUUCAGCAUGUCUAGCCUUGGGUAACCUGUUGAUUAGAGGCUCGACUCUAACGGAGCAUGAGGCUCACGAUUUCCACCAUCAUUCUCACGGUCAACUCCAACCUGAUCAAGCCCAUGACCAUGAACGUGAGAAAGUUCAAGUUUUGAAUAAUAACUCCACAAUAACAUCAAAGAUAUAUAGCAAAUUCUUUGGAUCCUCUUCUUCUCCUUCUUCUUCACAUACGAACAGCACCCUAAGACCCAUACCUCCUAGACGACCUACCUUGGAUCUAGUAGCUUCAGGAUGGCAGAUACCGAAAGAUGGCAAGAGGGCAGUGAGAGAUGUCAAGUCGAUGGGAGUCGCUGGAGCGUGGUUGGUCUUAGGAUUAAGUUGGUUGGUACAGGAGGAACUGGAAAGAGAGAAGAAGCAGGUGGAUAAGAGGGAACAAAAGCAGGUAUCUCAGACCGUUAAGAUCGUCCCCACAACCACUUCAAAUGGAAUAAAUCAUAAUGCUGAACACGCCGGGGACGAUUUGAUGAGAGAAGAAGAGGUUUUAUCGUUUGACCUCAAAGGCAAACUCAAGCACAGAAACGAAGAUAGACUCAAUCGUCGAACAACAUCGGACACCGUCACUGGAAUCGAUCCCAAAUUUGAAAGCACAUUAUCAGACUCGGUCGAUACCCUCUGUCCACCGAAAUUAAACCCUAGUUCCAAUUCUGGCCGGACAUCUGAAUCGACCAUCAUAAGAACUCCCGGUGAUGGUCUUGUUGAUGAUCCCUUUGAGCGUGAGAAUGAGGAUGUUGAUAUUGAAGAUACAGCUAGGAAGAUGGAGGUCAUGCAAACUAUGUAUAACCUGCUGCAACCGCUCUUAAAACUCUAUCGACACGGCCACAUCCAACCUCAAGACCCCGUAUCACUCCCACCUAUUUCCCUGCAGGCCCUUCCAAGCGUCUUACGACCGAGGAACGAGGCUGAAAAGGGAAGGAACGUAUGGCGUUUAGGUCACGUCGUGGCUUCCAAGAUAGCUCUUUUAGAAAUGAUGAAAAAGGAAGAGAAAGAACUGGGAGCCGGCAUAGAGAUGAAGGAGAUUGAGAGACUUAGAGGUAGUGUGGAUAUCAUCGUUAAUUAUAUUCUCGCAAUGACAUCUCAUGGUUUGGAAGCUGAAAUCUACUUUAAGAAUGUUAUCUCUCACCCACCGACGGGAUACGAAAUAGCCGACGAUCUCAUCAGACAGGCUGCUAAAAGAUUAGAUAUUAUCACUUCCACACCUAAAGACGAUAAUUUGAUGAAACGGACCCCAUUCCCAGAUACUCAACUUCCUCUUCCGACAAAUUCAUCAUUAUCAUCUCGUCAGAAAAGAUCUUCUCCUCGAAAACCAUCUGUGACCGCUCAUGGACGUAAACCAUCUAUAUCUUCUAUCACUUCCUUAUCAGCCUUCAAAAUAUUGUCUACUCCCAUCAAAUCUUCAGCUUCGGUUGCUUCGCUAGCUUCCAUCACGGAUGAUCAUUACGAGCCAGUCACUGUAAAAUUGAGCGAAAGAGAUAGAGAAAACGAAAACGAAGAUGCCAUGUCGACAUUACGGAGAGUCCAUGCCAAGUCGAUGGCUGAUCUGACCGAAGCGUUUUCACGUCAUGAACAACAUGAAGAAGAAUCAGCAAGAUAUCCGUCACUUGAUGGAUGGAAAUUAUUGCCUCCUAUCGAAAAUGAUAGAUCCACCUCAGCUCAAUCACACUCGAAUUCAUUCGCUUUUGGGGUGUCUCAACAAUCCCAGCGGACUAUCAUCUCUAAUCAGUACUAUCAAGGUGUAAACGCUGCCAAUACCAACACCUUACGUCCAGUAGCUUCAUCACCCCAGUUCGGGACUUUGCGUGCUACAGCAAAGGGUGAUAGCUCGUCCAGACGCAAAUUACCAUUUGAACCUUGCUCAGACCAACAGAUCAACCCUAUCGAUCCCGAAUUGGCCAAAGCGGAAUUAUCCAGCGCACUGACUAAACAUGUUAUAUGUGGGGUAUGUGAGAUGCAGGGUGUGAAUUUCCCGGAAUGUAGGAGGUGCGGAUUGACUUUUUGUUCGAGGGAAUGUAGAGUAGGGGAAGAUAAGGCUGGGAAUGGGAAAAAACAUAUAUGCGGUUUAUGGGAAUCUAGGAAAUUGUUAUCUGGCCCAGAUAGUACGAACCCAUUAAUCGGCAACAAUGAUACAAGGCAAUCACAUAUAGAGAAGACCAUCCCACCAGUAAGAGUGGCAAGGGUACAUUAG
This is a messenger RNA of Kwoniella botswanensis, 2601 nucleotides long. RefSeq lists its product as uncharacterized. The transcript has 5 exons. Bases 1 to 2601 code for a protein of 866 amino acids. Lineage: Eukaryota; Fungi; Basidiomycota; Tremellomycetes; Tremellales; Cryptococcaceae. The record is from RefSeq and is a predicted model, not a curated record.